This is a messenger RNA of Triticum dicoccoides, 1425 nucleotides long. RefSeq names its product calcium uniporter protein 5, mitochondrial-like. The record is from RefSeq and is a predicted model, not a curated record. Gene Ontology annotation, biological process: calcium import into the mitochondrion; mitochondrial calcium ion homeostasis. Lineage: Eukaryota; Viridiplantae; Streptophyta; Magnoliopsida; Poales; Poaceae. Gene Ontology annotation, molecular function: uniporter activity; calcium channel activity. The transcript is spliced from 4 exons. Gene Ontology annotation, cellular component: uniplex complex. The coding region runs from base 1 to 1425 and encodes 474 amino acids.
AUGUUGCGAGCAGCCACCUCCCGCCUGCUCAUUCCCCGACGGCUGUUGUCUCCGGCAGCCGCCACGGCAACACCUACUGUGUGGAACCUCCGCCAUUUCUCACUCUCGACGCCGCAGCCGCGCCCGGUGGAGGCGGAGAUCUUCACGCCGGCGGAAGCUCAGCGAAUGGUGCGGCUUGUUGGACUCGAGGUGCUCAAGAGGCGUCUGCGGAACAGGGAGGACGAGGUGGUAACAUAUCAGGAGUUCCUGGACGCGUGCGUUGAGGCCGGAGCGGCACCGACUCACAGCCGGGCGGAGGCGCUCGCGGGAGCGAUGGACCACUCGGGCACCAUUGUGCUCUUCCGGGGAAAGGUCUACCUCCAUCCUGAGAAGAUAGUAGACCUGGUUAGAAGCGCCGUGCCGCCUGUGCUCGAGAUAGAGAACGAUACGAGAAGGGAAGAGUUUGAGCUAUUGAAGAAAAAGAAAGGAGAGAUCGACCAGCAGGCGUGCAAGCAAGUGAGGCGAAUCCUCUGGUCUGGCUUCUGGUUCGUGCAAGCCACGGUCGGCCUCUGCUUCCGCUUCACAUUCUGGGAGUUCACGUGGGACGUUGUAGCGCCAAUCACCUUCUUCGUGGCCGGCGCCCACCUGCUUUCCGGCUACGCCUAUUUCCUCGUCACCUCGCGCAACCUGUCGUAUCGGACCUACAUGGAGAGGCUGUUUAAAAUAAGGAGGAGAGAGCUUUGCACGAAGCAUGAUUUUGACAUGGAAAGGUACCUGGAAAUGGAGAGGCACAUGAGGUGUCCUCUGGGAGGUGAUUAUUCUCAAGCUGCUACAAAAGCGAUCUUCGGAGAAAUCGAGCGACGGAUGCAGGACGAGGUGAUCAGCCAUGGCGAGCCCCUCGGUGCGUUGAUGGAGAGCGGCCUCAUGCCCAUGGAGGCGGAGGCACUCGUGCAGAAGAUGGACGAGAUGAGCUUGGUGCUGCUCGUCAGGGGAAAGACCUACCUCAACCACAAGAAGAUUGUGCACCUGAUCAGAAGGGCCGUGCCAUUUGCGCUCGCCGCGGAGGACGACGUGAGAAAAGACGAAUUCAGACAACUCCAGAUGAAGAUGCAAGAGAUCGACGGCAUGGCGCACAGCCACGCCGUGCGGAUUCUAUGUUUUGGCUUCGCGUCAUUCAUACUCCAGUUUGCCCUCUUCUUCCACCUUACGUUCUGGGAGUUCUCUUGGAGUAUCAUGGAGCCGCUCGCCUACUUCUUGGCCGGACUCCAGCUGAUUUUCUGCUACGGCUAUUUCCUGCAUACCGCAAGUAAUCCGACGUUGCAGGACUUCAAGCGUAGGCUGUUCUUGGCAAGGAGGAGAAAGCUAUGUGCAAAGCUUAGUUUUGAUAUGGACAGAUACCUGAAUUUGCAGAAACAUUCUAGGGUUCCUCCUGAAGGUGAUUACUGA